Messenger RNA from Clupea harengus (Atlantic herring), 1626 nucleotides. RefSeq names its product cytolytic toxin-alpha-like. The transcript has 4 exons. The record is from RefSeq and is a predicted model, not a curated record. Bases 1 to 1626 code for a protein of 541 amino acids. Lineage: Eukaryota; Metazoa; Chordata; Actinopteri; Clupeiformes; Clupeidae.
AUGGAUUCAGCUUUAACUGGCAAAACAGCUAAAGCAAUGGUUCAAAGGGGAGGUCUAGAGUCCGUAUUGGAGAUCAGAGCCCUCAGCAGACCCCUGGAUCUAGGCACGCUCUACAACGCCAGGACAGACCAGAUAAUACCAGGAAUCGGCCUCUGGAAUAGUGAAGACAUCAAAGUAAAAACACUCGUCAGUCCACAGCCCCAGACAAGAUUCCAGGUUUCUGUUUCUGAGCUCCUCAGUGAGAAGACCAGUCUCUUGGAUGUGGGCGUCUCAGUGAAGGCCAGCUUCCUCUGUGGGCUGGUGGAGAUAGGAGGUUCCGCCCAUUACCUCAACGCGAAGACCUCCUCCACACGUCAGUGUAGCACCAGCCUGCACUACCAUGUGACCACCGUGCAUAAGGAGCUCAUGAUAAAUGAACUGAAAGUUCAGAAUCCUGAGGUCUUUGACAUGAUGGAGGCAACACACGUCGUGGUUGCGGUGAAAUACGGAGCUGACGCGAUCAUGGAUUUCCAAGAAAAAGCCAGCGAUUCCUCAAAGAAGCAGGAAAUACAAGCCAACUUAUCCGUGAUGAUCAAAAAGAUCCCAUUAAUUGACAUCAGCGCGGAGGGAAGCUUAAAGAUGAACGAUGAAGACAAGGAGAAGGUGAAGAACUUUAGCUGCAAGUUCUACGGUGACUUUAAUCUGUCAGAAAUCCCUACUACAUUUGAGGAGGCCGUUAAGGUGUACAGGAAACUCCCCACGCUGCUGGGAGAGAAUGGAGAGCAAUCUGUGCCUGUUAAGGUGUGGCUGUACCCCCUGAGUCGACUCAGUAGGACUGAGUGCAAGCUGAAGAACAUGAUCCCAGAGACACUUGUGUCUCAGUUGAUGAAGGUCAUGGACGAUUUCCACCAGGCUAAGAUGAGAACCAAUAACCUCAUAGAGAAGAGCAAUGACAUCAAGACUGAAGAUGUUGUCCACAAACUGGAGCAGUUCCAAAGGAGUCUGGAUGACUUCACCAAUGAAUUUCAGCGGAAAAUGGCAACUCUGAUCCCAGCCAUCAGAGAAGGCAGCAUGAAGGACACUGCCCUGAAAGACCUCCUGAAGGCCCAAGAUGCAUCUGGUUUUAAUGCUAAGGAGAUGGAUAAGUGGCUGGAUGGAAAGGAGACCGAGCUCAAAAUUGUCAGAUCGCACAUUGAGAAAAUGAAAGAUUGUGAGAUUAAACCCCCAGGCCCAGAGCUUGACUCCUUCCUCAUGAACACAGGCGUGAAUCACACUUUCGUGUUCAGCUUCACUUCGUUGGCAGAUGAGGAACCGUACCUGAAAAAGAUCUCACAGGCGGCAGAGAACUUCAUGAAUGGUGGCACCAGCAGCACAGACACCUCAGAGGAAGUUCCCUGGUACCUAAGACCAGAUGUCUGGGAGACUCUUAAUUCCUCCGUCACUCGUUUCACCGAAGGUCCACCACUUCAAAACAAAAUAAUCAGUUUCAUCUCAGAUCUGGAGCAUCCAGGGGCUUCCAUCCGCUGGUAUCUCCACAGGGCCCUGAAGGAUCCACACGUCACAGCCCCACUCCUGAAAAAGUAUUCAGAACUUCUCAGAGUUCCAGAACUCAUAGAGCCGAUUCCAGAACUCCUGAGAGAUUCCUGA